AUGGAGAUCGUCACCCGAGCGGGAUUGCUUCCUGUAGCACCAGCCACUUCUCAGGGUGGAGGAGGAUCCCAAACUCGUGCUACACGUACUCCGGAGCAGUUGCUCUUAGAUAUGGUCGACUUUGAUAUCAUUCUGGGUAUGGAUUGGUUAUCACCCUAUCACGCUAUCUUGGACUGCCAUGCCAAGACUGUGACAUUAGCUUUACCGGGUAUGCCUCGCUUAGAGUGGAGAGGGACUCCAGGUCAUUCUACCCGUAGAGUCAUAUCGUACGUGAAGGCUCGACGCAUGGUCAAGAAUGGAUGUUUGGCCUACUUGGCCUAUGUUCGCGAUUCCAGUGCCGAGAUCCCUCCCAUAGAUUCUGUGCCUAUUGUCCGGGAGUUUCCCGAUGUUUUUCCUUCAGACUUGCCGGGUAUGCCCCCCGAUAGGGACAUCGAUUUCUGUAUUGAUUUGGCUCCGGGCACCCAGCCCAUUUCUAUUCCGCCAUACCGUAUGGCUCCGCCGGAGUUGAAGGAGUUGAAAGACCAGUUGCAGGAUUUGCUAGAUAAGGGUUUCGUUAGACCUAGUGUCUCGCCAUUUCUGGGUCACGUUGUAUCAACUGAGGGUAUUCAGGUGGACCCGAAGAAGAUAGAGGCAGUCAAGAACUGGCCUAGACCAGCAUCAGCUACGGAGAUUCGGAGUUUCUUAGGGUUAGCAGGCUACUACUGUCGGUUUGUGGAGGGGUUUUCAUCUAUUGCAGCCCCGAUGACCAGGUUGACUCAGAAGGGUGCCCGGUUCAGAUGGUCGGAGGAGUGUGAGGCGAGCUUUCAGAAGCUCAAGACAGCCCUG
This is a messenger RNA of Nicotiana attenuata, 825 nucleotides long. RefSeq lists its product as uncharacterized. Lineage: Eukaryota; Viridiplantae; Streptophyta; Magnoliopsida; Solanales; Solanaceae. The annotation marks the transcript as partial. The record is from RefSeq and is a predicted model, not a curated record. The transcript is spliced from 3 exons.